AUGUCUGACAAAUCUCAAAACCCUAUGCGUGAAUUGAAGAUCGAGAAGUUGGUCCUGAACAUCUCGGUCGGUGAAUCUGGUGACAGAUUGACCAGAGCUUCCAAGGUGUUGGAACAGUUGUCUGGUCAAACGCCAGUGCACUCCAAGGCUAGAUACACUGUCAGAACCUUCGGUAUCAGAAGAAACGAAAAGAUUGCCGUUCACGUCACCGUGAGAGGUCCAAAGGCUGAGGAGAUCUUGGAGAGAGGUUUGAAGGUCAAGGAAUACCAAUUGAGAAACAAGAACUUCUCCGCCACCGGUAACUUCGGUUUCGGUAUUCAGGAACACAUUGACUUGGGUAUCAAGUACGAUCCAUCCAUCGGUAUUUUCGGUAUGGACUUCUACGUUGUCGUUGGCAGACCAGGUAACAGAGUUUCCAGAAGAAAGAGAUGUAAGUCUGUUGUCGGUAACUCUCACAAGACCUCCAAGGAGGACACCAUCGCUUGGUUCAAGCAAAGAUACGAUGCUGAGGUGUUGGAUAAAUAA
Molecule: messenger RNA, 525 nt
Organism: Torulaspora globosa
Lineage: Eukaryota; Fungi; Ascomycota; Saccharomycetes; Saccharomycetales; Saccharomycetaceae
Gene: RPL11A
Product: 60S ribosomal protein uL5
Exons: 1
Coding region: 1-525 (174 amino acids)
Biological process (GO): translation
Cellular component (GO): cytosolic large ribosomal subunit; ribosome
Molecular function (GO): RNA binding; structural constituent of ribosome
Source: RefSeq, a predicted model, not a curated record